Molecule: messenger RNA, 6711 nt
Organism: Neodiprion virginianus
Lineage: Eukaryota; Metazoa; Arthropoda; Insecta; Hymenoptera; Diprionidae
Product: lachesin-like
Exons: 10
Coding region: 553-1842 (429 amino acids)
Cellular component (GO): neuron projection
Source: RefSeq, a predicted model, not a curated record
CGGUUCGUUUUUGUCCUUUCUUUCGCUCUCGAUGUUGAUCCGGUCUUUCCGGAGGAUCGGGUAUUUUUGAAUAAUUUUUUCCUCUCCGUUUUUCUCCCUCUCCGCAAUCUUUUGACAAAAAAGUUACAAAAAUUACAAAAAAAAGAAAAGAAAUAAAAUAAAAAUUCACCCACCGUGACGUCGUCGCGUGGAAUUUUUAACGCGAUGAGAAAACACGGUGAACUAUUUGACGCAGUAAUUCCGCAGUUUAUGGGCACGUGGGUAAUUACCGCGUGUGUGAAUAAUAAUAACCGGGGAUGAAUACGGUGGUGGUGAAUGUGCGGGGAGGAAAUAGUUGAAUGAAAUUUUGAUGAUAUGGUACAAGAUUAGACACGUCAAGGGAUGAAUAAGUUUGAGAACGAUUAUCGGUGCGACGAUUUACAGUGAAUUUUUGCUGUGCUGGAAACGGGGAGAAAGAAAUUUGGAGAAAAAUUUCACCCCCUCGAUGCAUUUCGGAGUCUAGCGACAGAGACGAAGAGGCGAUAAUAAUAUCGUGGAAAAAGCGGGAAAAACAUGGCUGACAGAAGAAGAAGGAGCCGAUACCUGACGAUCAGCGUUCUGCACAUUAUAAUGAUAAUGUGUCAAGCGCUGACGGAUGAGCCCAGGUUCGCUGAGCCGAUUCCAAAUGUUACGGUCGCCCUGGGGAGGGACGCGAAUCUCCCCUGCGUCGUGGAGAACCUAGGACAGCACAAGGUGGCGUGGAUCCACAUCGACCGUCAGAUGAUCGUUACGAUUCAUCGACACGUGAUAACGAGGAUUCCUAGAUUCUCGGUUUCCUACGACAAUCAAAAAACCUGGCUGCUUCAUGUCAAUGGCGUUCAGCAGCAAGACAGGGGCUACUACAUGUGCCAGGUCAACACCAAUCCGAUGAUCAGCCAAGUCGGCUAUCUUCAGGUCGUCGUUCCUCCCAACAUCUUGGACUCCAUGUCCACCCAGAGCACGGUUGCCGUUCGGGAGAAUCAGAACAUAACCUUAACGUGCAAGGCGGACGGAUUUCCGACACCGAAGCUCAGGUGGAGGCGAGAAGAUGGGCAGGGGAUAUCCGUAGACCGGCGCAAAAAAGUGUUGGCGUACGAAGGCGAGCAGCUGAAUCUGACGAGGAUUUCGCGGACCGAGAUGGGUGCUUAUCUCUGCAUCGCUACAAAUGGCGUGCCUCCAUCUGUCAGUAAAAGGAUAACAGUCGACGUCGAAUUUUCGCCGAUGAUAUGGGUGCCAAAUCAGUUGGUCGGAGCGCCGGCUGGAACGGACGUUACUAUCGACUGUCAAACGGAGGCGCACCCCAGGGCGAUAAGUUACUGGGUCUUUAACAGCGUGAUGGUGUUGCCAACGAAAAAAUACUCAACCGAAACAACGGAGAACAGUUAUCGUGCCGACAUGAAACUGACCAUCAGGAAUCUUCAGCCUGGCGAUUUUGGCAGCUAUCGAUGCAUCAGCAAGAAUUCACUCGGAGAAACCGAGGGCUCCAUCAGGCUGUACGAGAUACCGAAGCCGUCCGCACCGCCAAAGGCAACGGAGAUAAAGAGCAGCGCGAAUAAAGAAGGACGUAAGAGCACCCCCGCGCCGCCAAAAAGACAGACAACUAUAUGGCCCGCACCGUACAACCCCCAGUAUCCAAGGCGAACCGAGAGGCCGCCAACCAACGAGGAGCAGAUCGUACGGGCCGAACAGAAGCCCAGGGGUGACGCAAGCACAGGUAGUGCCUACAUCGUGAGAUGGAGUGCUCCGCAGCUGAUGAUAGUCGCUGUUCAGUACAUAUUGACGGGUCCCUACAUGCCGCCGUACAUACCGCAGAACGGGAAUUAGGACGAAACGGAGGAUAAAUGGAACUGCAGCUGCCACCUGAUCGAGCCAAGACUUGAACCGUCUCCGAGCGUGUAAAUAAAAGAACUACCCUGUGGAAAGGCUGGCUAGUAACUUUUGACGUUGAUGGACAAUGAAUACCAUUAUAUACCUACUGUAAAUUGUUUAGCUAAUGUAAAGACACGACGAACGCUGAGUGACCUCCGAUAAGAUGUCGGGGUUGAAGUUCCUCGGGAACCUCAACCUGCCUGCAGGAAUAAGGGAUGAAAAACUGGGGCAAAUUGGAGGCCGUAGUUUAUUGAAACUAGUGCGAGUUAAUUCAGGAAUCGCAAAGGGUUAUGACCGGGGCGUUAAGAAAGGGGAUAUGUGUUUGAGACAUGGGGCAAGAAGCAUGCCUCCGGUAUGGGAAACCGCUUUCGGGAAAGGCGGAAACCGAGCGAAACCUGCACAACCGGGCUAAUCGCUCGUAGCUAAUAGCUUGUCGCUAAUCGUUAUUGUGUAACCCUUUGUAGCACCCCGGAAUCCGUUUAACCCCUCCGCAGUGUUGAAAGUUAAUUUUCUGCUAGUCAUUUCGAACUUCUUCAGGGGGUUCGUGUUAUACGCACUGUUCCAGCUAUGCGUAAGCAGGGACGAUUGCAAGACCUAGUCAGAGGUGCGGGAAUGAGUUGGAAGAGAAGACAGUAGCAAAGAUAAUUACACUCCUCGGGCAGCCGCGGAUAAACAUCCCCAAAAAAAUCCGUUGUUACGUGAGAGAAUGUACUACGCCAAUUUUAUCAACGGCUGUAAACCGCGGAAUGAUCGUCCGCGAACUUUUGAGGAUUGCGUCGCGCCGCCGGGGGCUGGAGGUGGAGGUAAAGCUGGGGGUGGAGGUGUGGCGCAAGGUAUACAGGUAUGUUAAGCCACGCGUGAGGAAUCCGCCACAGUUCCGGUUAACCGAAGCGUGAGAGAGAUACUGGCUGGUGACGUCAUUAGAUCAUUUAACGCCCCUGCCUCACGUGCGUGUAUUAUAUUAUACCGUCGUGCACAGACAGGAGUGUCGUCUAUGUGACCUGCGCGCAUGGCGGUGGGCCGUAAUUACCCGUUAAUUCCAGCUCUGAUGGUCUCUAUUAUAGACACUCGUACACAAAAGGAAUCCAAAAGUAAAAGCUAAAUUAAAUUCAGAGGUUCAAAGGUUGUGACUGAACUCAAUCAACUAGAGUCUUACUUUUGAUAACAUUGACCUUGACACCUUUCUUCGUUUCUUCAAUAUUCAACUGUUCUAUGGGCAUCUGAUCAAAAAUCAAGCAAACGCCGUUUCGAAUUGCGCGCCAAUCGAUGCGUGGUCAGCUGACCGCAGCUUUCUCUCUAUAAUACAGGACGCCACCGCUAGUUGGCGCACCGUUCGAUCCAGCUUUUGUUUGGACGCUGGAAAUGCGUUGAAUUUCUCGUUUUCCUUCUUAUUUUGCAUGCGGAGAAUAUAGCGGAGGGAACAGCGGCGGAAAACGGAUAAUUUUGUCGGGUUAUACACCCUGUGUGUGCGUGUAUUAAUAUGCGAAGGACCCGGGCCCACGUAGCGCCUGUAUUAUACCGACAUUACAUCGUAACGAAGGGGGCACCUGCAGGCAAGGGUGCACACAUUCACCCACCCGCGUUAAUAAUCGCUCUUCCCUAAUCUAAAGAACCUUACACGGCCGAGGGAUGGGUUAAAACGGGGGGAAAUUAGCCGCGCCCCUCCACGUCUCUUCGCCAUUUCUCUCUCUUUCUCUCGUUUGUUUUCUUUUUCGGUUUCUCUUCUCGUUCUAACGACCGUUUACCCGUCUCCCGGGAAUUAGCAGUGACGAGAAUUCGCUAAUCAUUUAUGCCGUUUCCAUCGCUCGGCAUAUUAAUUACCAUACCAAACUGAAUAAGAUAAAAUAACGUGUAUUUGGUACUCGCGCCGUAUACGAAAUGAAAAAUUAUCGUGGUUAGCAGACCAACGCUGCGAUGAUAGUAUACAGUAACGGUGAAUAAAUUAUCGUCACUGUCCCUCUCUUUCUGUUAUCUCCUUUAUAAAAACUUGUAGAAAUUGUAACAAUCAAAUUUUUUCAACAUUCACAGCUUGUAUAGGAACUUGUCCUUGAACAUAGAAACAAGGAUCAUGGAUUAUGGAUAAGAGCCGGAUGGAAUUCACCCUAAGUUUCCCGACGGCUACAAACAUGCCUAUAGAUAUGCGGGGUAGUGUGCAGGGAGGGGGGUAAAGCUUGCAUCAGCAAGGGAGGUUUUCCUGGUUGGUUGAACGCGAGGCAGCCGUUUGUAACCGUUGACGGCUGGCGUAGUUUUGUCACCGCCUAACGUGAACGACGAUACCAAGUUUCCGGACAGUUUAUGCGCCGUAAUACACAGUGCAUAUAAUACCGUACUACAGAGACGGUUUCCGAGCGUUGACAACCGGUUUGACAUUAUGCGUUAUGGCGGAUCUGUGUUCGCCUGUGUGUGCGAGCAGCGACUGUCCGUGUCGCAGGUAGUGUUAAAAUUACCGACAAUCCACGAGAUGUCCCCGGGCAUUAAUCGCUCGAUUGAUAUAACGUCCUUAAUGAAUCGCCCCGGCGUUUCGCGUCACUGCACUGCACCAGAAAUUCGCAUUUCAAGUGUCGGAAUCUCGUUUCCACACUACAAGAGCUGCGAUAUAGCUGGACAGGUAUCGUGUUGCCGUUUCUCCAGGCGUUUGCGCUGCUGCUCGAGGUUCGUUUAAUAUCGGAGAAUUAUUUUCCCGUGCAUGAAGUUCGAUGUGCAAACACCGAUAAUUGACGGAAAACAAAUAUCGCGCGCAUGCAAGCUGAUAACAUGGCGGCCUCGGCUGCUCGGUUCGCGCUCCACCUCGCGACUUUGGUCCAAUCGUGCUAUCGACUGCCUUUCAAAUUGGCGAAAAUUCAGACUUCAACCGCUUGCGCGUUACUGACAAAGUCAAAAUAUGUUCAUGUUCCCGGUCGUCGGUUGGCCGACAAGUUUUCACGCUCCUUACUCUCUGUGUUCUUAUUGCGCGGCGCCAUGUUUGAUUAUCGUUCCCGACAGACUCUGAAGUGAAGUGCAAUGGACUGUGUAUAAAGGGCGCAAAAAUCUGUCCAUGCAUGUCAGUUACGAUCGCGUGUAUGUACGGAAAUUGAAGGAAUGGGAAAAAACAACUUUGAAACAUUGAAAAACAGACGUAAGGAAAAUUAACUAUAAUAUAACCGCGUGAACGAAGCCAAAACGAAAACAAGUUGAAAGUAUUACUACAUAUUUUAUAACGUAUUACAAUAAUGUGAGAGUAUGUUUUGCCUAAUAAGAAAAAUUGCAUGUAAGAUAUGUACACAGAAGACUUCGGUGCUCAAACAUAUUGUACGGAUAACCGUUUGAAAAAUAAUAACAAAAAUAAAACCACGCAAGCAAGUGAAAACAAAACAAUCCAGUAUCAUUAAUUUCCAGCUCAGUGUGUUUCGUAAAACACUGGCGAUAGAUAAUAACAGACCGUUAUGUUUUUAUUUUUCACAACCCCCGAGUUAAUAUGGUACAGCAACUAAUUAUCGAGAGUAAUAAUUUUCAUUGAAAGCAAUUUGUCACACGCAUUCGUUUAGGUGUGUAUAAGCGAAAUAAAUACCGCCUUCAAUUAGGUACUGUUCUACGAAAAACACGAACGUAUAUAUAGGUAUACAUAACGAUAGUAUAUAAAUAUAUAUUAAUGCCUAACCUUGUGCGAAUCGAGAAAGAGAGGAAAGAAAACAGUAAUAAGAAGUAUAAGUAACUUAAUGAAUAAAUAGGUAAGUAAAUAAAUCUGACAAAGAAUGUAAAUAAUUUAAUGUAAAAACUUCGUUUCACUUUUAUUGUAUAUUGAUUAUAUAAUGACAAAAUUGAUAGACGAAAAAUCAACAGCGAUUAUGAGGUAUAAUAUACAUAAAUCGAUUAUUAUUUUGUAGGGCAAUCUUGCAAAAUCAUUGCAUAUCUAAUGAUAAUAAUAACAAUAAUAACAACAACAACAAUAAUAAUAAUAAUAAUAAUUACAAUAUUUCUGUUGAUAGGCGAUGUUAUUUCUUGUUACCUGUAAAUAAGUUUUAUUAUAAAAAGUGCCAAAAUAAAUAUGCGUAAUCAGCUAAUAAACACAGACAUAUAAAUGUACACGUAUACGUAUAAAUAUUACAAUGUCAUGCGUGUAUAAAUUAAAAAACGAGAUUACCAAAUUAUCACAUUACCUUGCAUUUAUUCUGUUAAUUACUACCGUAAAUCGAGUAAUUGUGGCAGAGCGAAUAAAUUCCAUUCGUAAAACACUUAUUUUCAAAGCGUAUAUUUUUUGAAACGCCAAGAAAUUAAAUACCGAGACCAAGUCAAACGUGUAGAAAGCAUCUGCAGCUUGUCUGACGCAGUCAAAAUUGAUCGUAUUUAUUCUGAGAAGGUUCGGUUUUUUCUUCCAAAAUUACUCUUUGCGGAGAAAGGAUAAGCGGAUAAAAUAAAAAAAUAAAAAUAAAAAAAAAAACAAUCCAAUCCAGGCAUUUUUGUCUCCUGAUCAUUUAAAAAAUGGUAUUAAUGUAACAGGAUCAUCGAUUAAAAUCUUUUAAAAGUAAGUAAAUGAUCAUGCUCACAGAAAUUAUUUGAAAAGCGAGGACGAAGAGACCAGGUUUCGAAAAAACAAGGGGCAAAACUUGGUUUCGUCGAAGUUGAUGGUUACAAAUUAUUGUAGAGAAUAAAAUGCGACGGAACGCAGAUCCUGAAAAAUCUAGUCAAUUUCGAAUUGUUUGAGAAAACAAGAACGAGGCGAAGUGAAAAAUGGUAAUGAAAAAUUGCGAGAGUCGUAGUUAAAUGAAUAAAACGUAGCUAUAAAUGAGAGAUUAUAAAAAUAAUACAAUAAGAAUAAUGAGAAUAAUUAACGAUACAUAAUAUAAC